Dacryopinax primogenitus is the source of this 465-nucleotide messenger RNA. RefSeq lists its product as uncharacterized. The transcript has 2 exons. The record is from RefSeq and is a predicted model, not a curated record. Lineage: Eukaryota; Fungi; Basidiomycota; Dacrymycetes; Dacrymycetales; Dacrymycetaceae. Bases 1 to 465 code for a protein of 154 amino acids.
AUGGAUGAGGGUGUCUACGCAGAUGAUGACAAGAUGUCCGUCAUCCAGAAUGCAAAGUUCCCGAAGGAUGCCCAAGGAAUGCAGUGCUUCCUCAGCAUGGUGACCUAUCUGGCACCAUAUUUCCCAGAUGUAGCUAAAUACACUGGGCUGUUGUCCUUGUUGACACACCAAAAUAGGAGUUAUGAUGUAACUCCUAUGCAUGAAACUUGUUUCAAGAAGAUUCUUUUCCUGGCUACAGACUACCUGGUGCUGAAGCCUAUCAAUCCCAAAAAUGGGAUCCCCAUCUUUGUCAUAGUAGAUGCAUCCACCAGCAGGUUUUCCGACAUUAUCAAUGAACAACCUCAGGAUGAGCAAGCCAUUGUAGAGGUGGACAUGGAGGACAGCAUCGUCGACCAGCUCAUCAAGCUCAAAGACCUACCCAAGAAGGAGAAGAAGGAAUGUGUCCUGCAAGUGCAAUUUGGUUGA